Molecule: messenger RNA, 1692 nt
Organism: Acanthosepion pharaonis
Lineage: Eukaryota; Metazoa; Mollusca; Cephalopoda; Sepiida; Sepiidae
Source: the annotation of a GenBank genome assembly
AUGGAGAUGAGCAAGAAAGACGCAGAGAAAAUUCGCCUCAUCCAGACACGAAUCGGUAUUGUUUGGACUGGCAUCAUGAAAGGUUCCAGGUUCUACCGAAAAAACGAUCUCCAAAUGCAUGUGAAUGUUUCUGAGUGGCUCAACUAUUGGACCGAUUUUCGGGAGGCAGCAAAGGCUGGAAAUGAUUGGCCAACAUGUUCACUAGCUGGCAAUGUAGACUACCAAUGGCAUUCGGAAUUUGUCGAUCUUAUAUUCGAUGUCAUGGAUGGAAACGGUGAGUAUUCGUUCAGUUCGUUCUUUUUAUUAAUCUAUUUUUCUUCCUUGCUUUCUUUUACAUCUCGCAUGCUUUGUUGCGUUUUUAAAUCUUGCUUUCUUCACAUUUUGCCUUCUUUCUUCGUGUUUUGCCUUCUUUCUUCGUGUUUUGCCUUCUUUCUUCGCGUUUUGCCUUCUUUCUUCGCGUUUUGCCUUCUUUCUUCGCGUUUUGCCUUCUUUCUUCGCGUUUUGCCUUCUUUCUUCACAUUUUUCCUUCUUUCUUCACAUUUUUCCUUCUUUCUUCACAUUUUUCCUUCUUUCUUCACAUUUUUCCUUCUUUCUUCACAUUUUUCCUUCUUUCUUCACAUUUUUCCUUCUUUCUUCACAUUUUUCCUUCUUUCUUCACAUUUUUCCUUCUUUCUUCACAUUUUUCCUUCUUUCUUCACAUUUUUCCUUCUUUCUUCACAUUUUUCCUUCUUUCUUCACAUUUUUCCUUAUUUCUUCACAUUUUCCUUCUUUCUUCACAUUUUUCCUUCUUUCUUCAUUUUUCCUUUUUCUUCACAUUUUUCCUUCUUUCUUCACAUUUUUCCUUCUUUCUUCACAUUUUUCCUUCUUUCUUCACAUUUUUCCUUCUUUCUUCACAUUUUUCCUUCUUUCUUCACAUUUUCCUUCUUUCUUCACAUUUUCCUUCUUUCUUCACAUUUUCCUUCUUUCUUCACAUUUUUCCUUCUUUCUUCACAUUUUUCCUUCUUUCUUCACAUUUUUCCUUCUUUCUUCACAUUUUUCCUUCUUUCUUCACAUUUUUCCUUCUUUCUUCACAUUUUGCCUUUAUUUAUUUCUUCUUUUCCUUUCAUUUUAAUUCCCUUCAUUUCUCAUUCUUUCUGUCUCUCUUCCAUCUUUCUGUCUCUCUUCUCUGAGUGUCUCCUUAUUCUGGUUGGGAUCUGGUUUUGUGUAUUUGUGUCUCCCUAUGUGAGCUUUAUCUCGGAUUUGGAGAGUGUCGCUCCAUAUUUCUGGCUUAGUUUAACCUCGUGUGGUUGUCUUCCCCUCCUCGUUCUUUACUUUCGUGUUUGUCUUCAUCAUUUUCUUUCUGUCAUAUGCUUCCGUGUGUGUCUCCAUCGCACUCGAGUGUGUGUCCAUCACUCUUUCUGUCUGACCUCAGCGCUUAUUGUCUCUCUCUCUCUCUCUCUUUGUCCUACCUCAACUGUCGUCUAUGUUUCUCUCUUUGACCUUAGCUCUCAGUGUGUAUAUCUUUCUCUUUCUGUCUUUUUGAACUCGGCUCUUGGACGUGUAUCUCUUCCCUAUCUCUCUUUGUCUGACCUCAGCUCCCUGUAUGUCCCUCUCAACAAAUUCUUUCUCACCAAUAAUACUUGUGUUUAUGUCCCCUAUCUAUCUAUUUAUCUAUCUAUCUAUCUAUCUAUCUAUACACACACGCAGACAUAA